UGGCAGUUAACUAACUUAAGCCAGAGAGUGAGGCUCAGGCAGUUGUGGCGGAAACGUCUCCGCCUCCCAACCAACAAUCCACCAGCCCCGCCGAGGGCCGAUCGAUGGCGUCGGCGUCGCGGCUGCUGCCGCCCGCGCCCAUUCCGUCCGUCCCAACAUUUCGCCACGCCAGCUUUGGCGCCGCCCCUCGCAUCUGCCGCCUCGCCAUCCCGAGUUUCCGCUGCCGCGCUUCCGCCGCCACCGCCGCCGUCGGCGCUGCCGCUGCCGCGCCGCUGGUCCUAGAGGAUCGCGCCAGCGCGGUGGCCUUGCGGGAGUUCGUCACGCUCGACGAACUCCGCGCCGCCGUGAGCCUCCGCGUCCGCACCUUCUACGAGUACGCCCGCGAAACCGUCGGCGCCGAGGAUCACAGAAAAGCUCUGGCAGAGAGGGAAUAUGAAGCAUUACAAAAUCGGAUUUCUGGCAAGAUGAUUAAUUUUCAGAGAGUUUCUUGUAUAAAUGGGACAGUACCACUUUUACCGUCAUUGAUGUCAGCAGAGGAGCUUUGUUCAGCAUGUAAGUUUGUUGAAGAUGGGGAGGAGAGAAUAGUAGUUAGCAGCUUAGACCUCAAUCAGUGCCUCUGGCUACCAGAUGAACUGACUGGAAAGAGGCCUGGGGUAAAUGAAUCCAGCCAUACAAGGGCAUAUCUGAGCAAUGUUUGUGUUGCCAAGGAGCUCCAAAGAAACGGGCUGGGCUCUGCAUUGGUUGACAAGUCUAAGGGACUUGCUCGUCAAUGGGGCAUAACAGAUUUGUAUGUCCAUGUCGCCAUCAACAACGAAGCAGCACAAAGAUUGUACAUGAAGUGUGGAUUUGUGUAUGAAAGUGAGGAGCCUGCAUGGAAGGCUAGGCACCUUGGUCGCCCUCGGAGGCUGCUUCUUUGGCUCGAUAUGAGGAACUAACCCUUGUGAUCUCACGUGUAAAUGCAUUUGUUUAUAGUUAUAUAAUAUAUAUAUUCUCGUGACAGUCUAUUUUUUGGUAUAUCUUUUACUGCAUGAUUCCAAUAGUUCUUUAUUUCUUUUCUGGAAAGGUAACCUAGGUCCAGAAUUUCAAACCACAGUCCCUUCCUCAUAAUUUUUACUUGUUCUUCCACGUACUACGACAUGUAUAUUCAGAACUUCAAUGGCUUGUAUUCAGGCUAGCUACAACUCUGAAGAAAAUGGCAAUGUAUGGGUUUAUUAAUUAUUA
This is a messenger RNA of Brachypodium distachyon (stiff brome), 1221 nucleotides long. RefSeq lists its product as uncharacterized. Bases 105 to 935 code for a protein of 276 amino acids. Gene Ontology annotation, molecular function: acyltransferase activity, transferring groups other than amino-acyl groups. The transcript is spliced from 5 exons. The record is from RefSeq and is a predicted model, not a curated record. Lineage: Eukaryota; Viridiplantae; Streptophyta; Magnoliopsida; Poales; Poaceae. Gene Ontology annotation, cellular component: chloroplast.